GGAUUGCAAAGUAGUGAAAGUGAAAUAGUAGGAAGUUAUUUUUUUUCCAAGUUCUUAGGAAGACUUAUUUUUGCAACUGUGAGUGUAUAAAAGGUGAAGCUCAUGGCAUCCCAGAGUCAGACAGCAAAACUCACAGAGAAGAGAAAUCCUUCAGUCUGAAGAGGAGAAACCAGUUUCACUCAUUUCUACCAUCUGAGACAAACAUGAAGUCAGCUGUCCAGCUCAUCGUUCUCCUGGCCUGCGUCUUCCUCUGCACAUCAGGAAAUCCUAUUACGAAAUGCCGUUGUAUAGAGACGAUCCCAAUAGUAAGGCGCGCUCUCAUCGCUGAUGUAAAGGUGUAUGAACCGUAUCCAUUGUGCAGCAAGCGUGAAGUGAUAGCCAACAUGACAGAUAACAAACAGCGCUGUCUUGUCCCGGAGUCAAAUUUCACCAAAAGACUCCUGCGAGAUCUAAAAAUAACAACAAAAACAACAACAAAAACAACAACAACAACAACAACAACUGCAGCCACAACAAAAUCAGCAGCAACAUCAUCUUCUGUCACCAGGCAGUGACAUUAACGCUGCUAUUCAUUCUGUUUGUGUUGGUGUGAUUUUAUUUAAGUCUACAAACAUUUGCACCAGCAGCUAAAACUAAAAUAUUUAUUUCAGGCAACAACAGUCUUGUUAAUCAGCAAACGGUGACUUUCCAAAAUAUCUGUCAGUUUGUAUUUUAAUGUUUAAUCAGUGGAAGCUAAUGCUGUGUACCAGAAAAGCUUUGCCUCAUUCCCUUUGAGAAGAUGUAGACUUUUUUUUCAUAAUUUUGUUUAAUUCAAAUACGUGUGUGUCUUUUUGUCUUUUAUUGCACUGUACAUAAAAUCCACUUGCUGUUGAUGGUUAAAUUACAAUAAAUACAAACCCAAAUAAACACUUCUGCAUUCU
Messenger RNA from Poecilia latipinna (sailfin molly), 920 nucleotides. Its product is annotated as growth-regulated alpha protein-like. Gene Ontology annotation, cellular component: extracellular region. The record is from RefSeq and is a predicted model, not a curated record. Gene Ontology annotation, biological process: immune response. Bases 204 to 554 code for a protein of 116 amino acids. The transcript has 4 exons. Gene Ontology annotation, molecular function: chemokine activity. Lineage: Eukaryota; Metazoa; Chordata; Actinopteri; Cyprinodontiformes; Poeciliidae.